Messenger RNA from Trichomonas vaginalis G3, 1053 nucleotides. Its product is annotated as PH domain-like family. Gene Ontology annotation, biological process: regulation of ARF protein signal transduction. The record is from RefSeq and is a predicted model, not a curated record. Bases 1 to 1053 code for a protein of 350 amino acids. Lineage: Eukaryota; Parabasalia; Trichomonadida; Trichomonadidae. Gene Ontology annotation, molecular function: guanyl-nucleotide exchange factor activity. The transcript has a single exon.
AUGUCAUCUGAAGUAUAUCUGAUUCCAAUGCAAGGUGACAGACCUUUGUUUUUGGAGCAAAGGCAAGAAUUUGAUAGAUAUACUAUUCCAAUUGACUUCUCUCCACCUUUUUUUCCAGACAAAUCUUUGUAUAAUUACAAUAUGGAACCUGUCAAAUACUACAAUGAACUUGUUGCUUCCGGUGGCAUUGAUCCAUCCCCAAUACUGAUUGGGAAAAUACUGUUUUUCAGUCAAAUUUCGCCACAUGCAAUCAGUCAGAUUUUAUUUAUUCCACGUAGGCUGCCAUUAAAGUUCCUUCAUUCAUUCUUUUUGGCUCCAAUUAUAGAAUAUAUGGACUUUCUACAUGCAGUUUCCAUUUUAUUUUCAAGAAUCGCAUUGCCAAAUUCAACCAAAUACUUAAAAGCAAUAUUUAAAUACUCAGGACGAGUUCUACAUCAAAAUGGAUUCUAUCCAAUCAUAUCAUCUCAUGAUGUUUCAGUGAUUGUUAAACUUUGCGUUUAUUAUUCAUCGCUAAAGUCAGCAAAUUCCGAUGUUUCUUUAAUUGAUUUCACAAAAAAAUGCUACCAGAUAGGAAAUUUUUCCAAACUAAAGCCUCUUACACUAGAAUUAUUAUAUCAAGAGUUAACUAAGCGAAUUAUUCCUUUAUACUUCACAUUUUGUGAUCCCAGAUAUCCUCCAAAUUGUGAGCAUCAAGGUAUUUUGUCAAUAAGAUCCCAUGUUAUGCGAAAAAUGAAAAGAAGGCAUUUUAGAAUCACAAAUGACGUUCUUGUUUACGCUUUAGAAGAUACACCUGAUCAGUAUUUCGGAGGAGUCGAAAUAGAUAAGCUCAUUUUCAUUGCUCCGGCUCCAAAAGAAAAGGAUCCAAAUUCUUUCAUGUUAGUUGGGAAGCAUGAAGAGAAUAUUGUCUUUGAUAUAGAGAAAGGAAAGAGAAUGCCUUCUGAUAAGCAAUCUCUUGUUUUGUUUGCUGAUUCCCACGAAGAUCUCGAAGGUUGGAGAAGUUCCUUAAUGUUUUACUCAUUCAGGAACACACUCACAAACCUUAUUGAAAAGUAG